UGUCGUCAAGAUGCGAACGAUCAACUCAAAUCAGUGCGUUAAAAUCCCAAAGGAUAUUAAAGCCUCCGUAAAGGCUCGUGUGGUAACAAUUACCGGCAAAAGAGGAGUUCUGAAGCGCAGCUUUAAGCAUCUGGCUUUGGACAUGUACAUGUCGGACAAACGCACGCUAAAGGUGGAAAAAUGGUUUGGCACUAAAAAGGAACUUGCUGCUGUGCGCACCGUUUGCAGCCACAUUGAGAACAUGAUCAAGGGUGUCACAUUCGGGUUCCAGUACAAAAUGCGUGCCGUAUAUGCUCAUUUUCCAAUUAACUGCGUAACCUCCCAAAACAACUCGGUUAUUGAGAUUCGCAACUUUUUGGGUGAGAAAUACAUACGCCGUGUGGAGAUGGCGCCUGGUGUCACUGUUGUUAAUUCAACAGCCCAAAAGGACGAACUUAUUGUGGAAGGCAAUGAUAUCGAGGCCGUAUCUGGUUCUGCUGCACUUAUUCAGCAAUCAACCACCGUUAAAAACAAGGAUAUCCGUAAAUUUUUGGACGGUCUUUAUGUAUCUGAAAAGACUACAGUUGUGAAACUAGAAGCUUAGAAUUACAUACGAGUUUCAUCCGAAAAAUUCUAUAAAUAAAUUCGUGUUGGCCGAGACA
Molecule: messenger RNA, 641 nt
Organism: Scaptodrosophila lebanonensis
Lineage: Eukaryota; Metazoa; Arthropoda; Insecta; Diptera; Drosophilidae
Gene: RpL9
Product: 60S ribosomal protein L9
Exons: 2
Coding region: 11-583 (190 amino acids)
Biological process (GO): cytoplasmic translation
Cellular component (GO): ribosome; cytosolic large ribosomal subunit
Molecular function (GO): structural constituent of ribosome; rRNA binding
Source: RefSeq, a predicted model, not a curated record